ACCGUCAGUAAGCCGUCCAGUGCGGUGGAAUGCGGUUGUGUCUUAUCACCCGGGAGUCCACAAACGUGUGUUGACCACUGUAAACUCCCAGUGCCCCAAAACCCCAAAAAAUCAAAACAAACUUUCGAAGACUCCCCAGCCCUCCUCGCGAUAAAAAAAAGGCCAUAAGUCACGGAAAAAAAAAUUCCUGAAGGACCAAGAGGGCCCGAGGUGCGCGCCAGUGCACUGGAGAUAUACUACAGGUGAAAUUCUGAGAACAGGAGAGACAGGAGUGACUCGAAAAGCCCCGAGUAAUGUUUCUCCCAGUGAUAACAGAACAUAUUCUCCGGAUAAUCAAGAGUUAACGAAGGAUGAGCGAAUUGUAUUGCUGCACAAAGGACGGAUAGAAAGUCGUCGGUGAAGAGUUAAAGCAGUGGGCAAGAUGGCGGAGUCGAGCUAUUAUCAGAAUGACUAUUCGAGACAACCAGUUCUUGUUGAACUGUCCCACAAGUACGGAGUCUCGGUCAACGAUCAACCACUACCGGCCAGACUAGAUGAGCUGCGCGAGCAUAUUAGGAGGGAAAUUCGUAAAGAAUUGAAGAUCAAGGCCGGAGCUGAGAAAUUGCGAGAAGUUGCAACUGACCGAAGAGCAUUAUCCGACGUUGCGAUGAUUGUUAAAAAAGCAAAUAGUAAAUUGAACGAGUUGCAGGCAGAAUUGCAGCAGGUUGAGAGCCAAAUAAUCCUCACUCAGGGCCAACCCCAAUCGCCUCAGCGAGAUUACUCCAAUGGCCAAGAUACGCCAUUAUCCCCUGUGGACUCCUCAUCACCGAGUCAAGAGGGUCUCAUCACUGAUUUACGGAUAAUGACUCUGGAGAAGCAGCUCAAUAUCGAGCUCAAGGUGAAACAGGGUGCUGAGAACAUGAUCCAGAGUUUGACGAGUGGUCACAGAGACAAAAAACUUCUCCAAGAGGCGCAGCAGAUGCUGGACGAUUCCCGAGCGAAGAUUGAAUUUCUCAGGAUGAGGAUAAGGAAGGUUAGGCAGGCCAGACAGCAACAGCACGCCCGGGGCGAUGCGCCACUUUCCAAUGGCGAGUCUACCACUGGCAAAGAUAAGUAUGAACCUAGUUUGGAGUUGGCUCUGGUGGAGAGGGUCGAGGAGCUUCGACAUCGGUUGAGAAUCGAGGCUGCUGUUGUGGAGGGUGCGAAAAAUGUUAUACGACUGCUGCAGUCUGCUAAAGUUGCCGAUAAAAAAGCUCUCACUGAGGCGCAGGCCAGUUUAUCAGAGUCAAGUCGAAAGUUGGAUUUACUGAGAAUGUCCCUAGACAUGAGACGACAGGAAUUACCAGCGGACAGUGCAACUGCUGCUCAAUUAAAAACCGAAUUGGCUAGUGUCCAAUCAGCGAGUCCUGUACCAGUGACGUACACAUCGUUGCAGCCUUUUCGAGGACCCCUGGAGGGUCGUGCCACUGUACCAGUUUCUGUGUCGAGGUGUGCAGCUGUGACGGGACAGUUGGAGGUGAGAUUAAUGGGAUGUCAGGACCUCGCUGAGGAGGUUCCAGGGAGAACCAGGAGAGAGCAUCAUCCAGCGAGUCCAGACUUGCGGAGCUUCGUCAAAGGAGUCACUGGACGCAGCUCGAGUAAAUCGUACAGUGUUAAGGAUGAAACGAGUAACGAUAUUAUGGCAGUUAUAAAGCUUGAUAAUCAAACUGUUGCCCAGACGAGCUGGAGGCCGUGCUCGCAGCAGGCCUGGGACCAGAGAUUCUCCAUUGAGCUAGAUAAAUCGAGGGAAUUGGAGAUUGGUAUCUACUGGAAGGAUUGGCGAUCUCUCUGUGCUGUCAAGUUCCUUCGGUUGGAGGAAUUUAUUGAUGACGUUAGACAUGGAAUGGCUCUGCAGCUGGAGCCACAAGGGCUUCUAUUCGCUGAGAUAAGAUUUUUGAAUCCCAUGAUAUCGAGAAAGCCCAAACUCCAGAGACAGAGGAAGAUAUUCAAGCAGCAAGCCAAGAACUUCCCCCGGGCUAAUCAGAUGAACAUCAAUGUCGCCACUUGGGGGAGAUUACUGAAGAGAUCUGCACCGUCUUUGCAUAGUAAUAGAAAUUCAGAGAGUCCACCCUCCGGUGGUCAAUCCAUGCAGCUAGUGUUUGAUGCCUCUUUGGAGGAUAAAGCUGAAACUCCUGGGGAGAUACCUGAUCCUGAUAAGGGGGGACUCAGUGGGGCUAGGCCACUGGGAAUGUCCGCUUCCAGUGGAAGUUUAGCUCCUCAGAGUCAUCCACCACCACCACCCAGUGCUCCACCACCACCACCUCCUGUUGCCACUAUCUCCAAAAAAGCGUCUAUGAUCUCUGUACCACCACCACCUCCACCGAAGCUCGAUCAUGAGUUGCAGAGUGCACUUAAGGAGUUUGAUUUCCUGCACACCGAGGACAAGGCGGGUGCGAGCUUGAGACCCCUUGUGACGGAGCCCCGUCCAGUGCUGAUAGCACCACCCUCGCCGCGCACCCCCUCACCCCAACCUGUCGUCGAGUUCCCUGAGGAUGAGGUGGUGUACGAGGCACCCUCGAGACCCCUGCAGUACAGGGACAGCGCCUAUGAGUCCAGGAGACAUUCGCAAAUGACUGGAAUGGCCCUUGAGAACUUCAGACUACUCUCUGUGCUCGGUCGUGGACACUUCGGCAAGGUCAUUCUGUCGCAGUACAGAAAUACUGGAGAGUACUUCGCUAUUAAGGCAUUGAAGAAGGGGGAUAUCAUUGCUAGGGACGAGGUCGAGAGCUUGCUCUCGGAGAAGAGGAUAUUCGAGGUUGCCAACGCCACUAGGCAUCCGUUCCUCGUUAAUUUAUUCGCCUGUUUCCAAACUGAGGCUCACGUAUGUUUCGUUAUGGAAUACGCUGCUGGUGGUGAUUUGAUGAUGCACAUACAUGCCGACGUCUUCGGCGAGUCACGAGCUGUUUUCUACUCAGCCUGUGUCGUUCUCGGUCUCCAAUACCUACACGAAAGUCGCAUAAUUUAUAGAGAUUUGAAGCUUGAUAAUUUACUGCUGGAUACAGAGGGUUACGUCAAGAUAGCAGAUUUUGGUCUCUGCAAGGAGGGAAUGGGCUUUGGCGACAAGACAGGCACUUUCUGUGGGACACCUGAGUUCCUUGCCCCUGAGGUUCUCACGGAGACUUCCUACACGAGAGCUGUUGACUGGUGGGGAUUGGGAGUUCUCAUAUUUGAAAUGCUCGUUGGAGAGUCGCCUUUCCCGGGAGAUGAUGAAGAAGAAGUUUUCGACUCAAUUGUCAACGACGAAGUGCGCUAUCCGAGAUUCCUUUCACUGGAGGCCAUAGCAAUCAUGAGAAGGCUACUCAGAAAGAAUCCAGACAGAAGAUUGGGUAGUAGUGAAAGAGAUGCCGAGGAUGUGAAGAAACAGGCAUUUUUCAGACACAUAUCAUGGGAGGAUCUCCUACUGCGACGUGUGAAACCUCCGUUUGUUCCAGUAAUUCAUUCUGUGGAAGACGUGAGUAAUUUCGACGAAGAGUUUACAUCAGAGAAGCCCCACCUGACUCCCGCCAAAGAUCCUCGGCCCCUCAGCGACCUGGAGCAGGGUCUCUUCCGUGAUUUCACGUACAUGGCUGAUUGGUGCUAACAAAUCCAGUAAAUUCCAUAAAGAAACAAAAAAAAUAAUACUCGAUCCACUGUGAGAUGAAUCCCCGAACAAUUGACUCACUGUUGGGGCGAGGUGUGGGUGGUCCCUCUGAGGGGAAUAAGUGGAGUAAAAACACGAGGAGAAAUAAAACCAAACCGAUGGGACAAAGCAGACAUUUACAUGCUUAUCCUGAGAUCAGUUGGUCCCUUGAUUUGUAUAUUUUUUAAAAGGAGAGAAUCAUUUUAAUCGUCUUCAAGCGCAUUACGCAAUACAAUUCACAGUGGCUUGAAUGCUUAAAUGUUGAGUCGGUUAUUUAUCAUGAAGAUUUAUUAUUAAUUAUUAUCAUUGUUUCUACGUGAUUAUUGUUUAUGAGAGAUACUCGGUAGUUUCAGCCGGUUUACGGCAAACUAAUGGUUCAAAAAAAUAAGAUGAAAAAGAGCGUUCAGUCACAUUGCAGACGAAAUUGAUGGCUUAACGAGGCUUCAUUUUAAAUAGUGUUUGUCGAAGUUUCAAUGUGCGAAUGACUUCAUCGGUUAAUUGGACAUUCACAAUUGCUUCGUCGGACAAACUCAGUACAAGUCAGUUAUUCGAUUUUUUUGUUCAUUCGUGAUAAAUCGUGGAGGAGAAGAACGUACAUAAUCAAAUCAAAUUUUUCGAGUGAAAUUUACAGUAUCAAACGUAUUAAUAUCAGUGGAGUAAUGCUUUUUACGCAAGGCAACUACGGGCUGUUUUUGUGAGAUUCUUGUUUUUCAAUGAAAUACUAUGACUUGUGAUAUAAAAGAACUGGCAUAUAAGAGAGGUAAUUAGAUUGCCUUAAAUUAAAUGAAAAUCAAUUCAGGUUUUUCGAAUAUUUUUCCUACGUUUCAGGAGUGAAAUUUGCUUAUGUACAUUGUGACUUAAUGCAUCAGGAUUCGGUGCUAAACGAGGCCAACAUGAAAUUGCGAGGAUUCGUUUAUUUUUUAUUUUUCCUUUUUCUCGUGUAAUCGUAUUAUGCUUCAAGUGGCCUUAGCAGCUUUACAUGAAUGAAGGAAACUAGAGUGUCUUUUUGAGCGAUAUUUUUUUGUAGCAUAUGUGAAUUUUUUCAUAGGCAUAAACUGGAUUUGCAUUGAAACCAGAUCAAUGGUUACAUAGCCAUUUUGUUUUUGUGUCUGAAUAAUGGGAAACCGGAUGUCCGGCCUAUUUUGAAUGAAUUAUUGGAACUGUUUAUCUGGAAAUUCGUGAGGUCUAUUUAUCAGGCGUAGAGAACAAUGGCGAUAGUAUCGGAAAUAUAAAUCAGGGUAAUUUUGUCGCAAUAUAUUUUUUAUCUUUGAUAUAAAACUUUACUCGUCAGUGUGAAUGGAAAUAGUAAUUUUUGUAAAUCGCCUAAUGCGCCCAGUCAUCGUCUACCUCACGGAAAUCAAUUGAUGAGUCUUCGUGUUAUUAUUGAUAAUUUUUCUUUUUUCAUUCGUUUUGGUGUUUAACGAACUGAUUCACUCGCUAAUUCUGUCCAUUUAUCGAUUGUAUACUAUUUUAAUUAACAAUUUUACAUAGUUAUACACACGUGCUGUAAAUCAUAAUGAAUAUACGAGAGUACUAACAGAUUGUAAGAUAACGUUUUUUUUUUGAAGUAAUUAAUUGUAAGGAAAAUUUGUAAGAUGAAAUGAGAUGAAACAAUAUCAAAAUAUUAAUAGUAGUAAUGGAAA
Messenger RNA from Diachasmimorpha longicaudata, 5280 nucleotides. RefSeq names its product Protein kinase N (gene Pkn). The record is from RefSeq and is a predicted model, not a curated record. Gene Ontology annotation, biological process: signal transduction; protein phosphorylation. Gene Ontology annotation, molecular function: protein serine/threonine kinase activity; ATP binding; small GTPase binding. Gene Ontology annotation, cellular component: nucleus; cytoplasm. The transcript has 12 exons. Lineage: Eukaryota; Metazoa; Arthropoda; Insecta; Hymenoptera; Braconidae. The coding region runs from base 422 to 3598 and encodes 1058 amino acids.